Messenger RNA from Acanthoscelides obtectus, 650 nucleotides. NCBI's taxonomy places the organism in Eukaryota, Metazoa, Arthropoda, Insecta, Coleoptera, Chrysomelidae. The record is from the annotation of a GenBank genome assembly.
UUGUCGUAGGAGGUUGUGGUUGUGUUGUUUUGGUGGUGCGGAUUGUGGGAUUGUUCUCCAUCUGCAGGUUUGGGAUCUCCAUCACUGUAAAAAAAAGUAAAAUCAAGUUAAUAUCUAGCCAUAUAUAUUAAAUUAAUGAUGUUAUAAUAAGCAAUCAGACUUUCGCAGAGACCCAGUUUCAAUUGAGGUACACUACUGAGUGCAGUACAGUUUUGGGUCUAGAAACCUAAAGAUGGCAAAAUGUCUUGAGUGUGGUUCGCAUUGGUCUCUAUAUAUUGUUUUGCUCAUAUUCCUAACCAGUGUUUAUGCUGGCGCUGGUCCAUUGGUAUUGGAUGAUGCCUCUACAUGCAGCUUCACUUCUGGAACAGAAAAUUUCUUUUUUCCAAACAAAUUGCAGAGAACCAAUCAAAAAAAUAAUGUCGAAGUGCAUUUUAAUCUGUGUGAUAAAUUACCCCUCGAUAUAUGUGGUGAUGAUGUUGUGGCCUGUGUAAAACACACAGAUGGAACAGUACCUUUGAAAGGCAGUGGUUGGGUUUUCAGUAAGUAUUGCAUACAUGAAUAAUUACUAAUUUUGUAGAAAAUUGCAACUCAAGUGUAACAAGAUGGUAUGGUGAAUGUGUCAGUGCCCAGUCAGUACAAUUAGUUGGACA